Molecule: messenger RNA, 3670 nt
Organism: Somion occarium
Lineage: Eukaryota; Fungi; Basidiomycota; Agaricomycetes; Polyporales; Cerrenaceae
Source: the annotation of a GenBank genome assembly
GCCUUAUGAUAGGCCAUGAUUCUGCUCACCCCCUGUUCGCUUGGACACCAACGACGAAGCCAAUAAUAUUAGUCAAUCCUAUCUAGAGGAUCUGGAGAACCAUCUCUUUUUCAAAUCGCCGCUUUCAAAUCUCAGUGCAGCGUGCGAAGUAGAUCUGUUCUUCUAUCCCCAUUCAUCUUAUAUGCAAUCUGAUCAUUGUUCCUCUCAGUUUGAUUCCUUCUACUUGAUUCUCCAACCCUUAUAAGAAGUCGAGAUAUCUAACUCUAUCCCCACUUUCAGCUCCUACUUUCACCCCACCAUGCAUCCGGACGAUUAUAAGAUUCUACCCUUCUCUUUCCCCAACUCGCAAUGUCUGAACUCGAAGACGUUUCGCCAACCGAAGCUCGACGGGUCACUCACCAUGCCCGAAAUAUGGGAUUGGCAUCUAGAGCACUCUCCUGACCAUCCGCUCUUCAUCUACUCAGACGAUGACGGUGCUGAGAAGACUAUCUAUUGGCCUGAAGGUGUUCGAGGUAUACAUAGAGCUGGCCAUAUUGUGCGUUCGCUGGCUCAGAAGGAGGCACCACAAGACACCAAGCCGAAGAUUUUCGCAGUUCUCGCACUCGCUGAUACCAUCACCUCUUUUACCUUGCAAGCAGGCAUCAUGCGCGCAGGACACGCCGUAUUUCCCAUUUCACCACGUAACUCACCCCCAGCUAUCGCUCAUCUGUUAUCCAAGACGGGGGCACAGCAUCUCCUUGUUGGGCCUGAACCGGCAUUGCAGAGCCUAGCAAAAGCGUCACUCAAGAUUAUGUCAGAUGCGGACUCCCCUCUGCCUGCUCUUGCCGCUGUUCCAGCGUUCGAAGGCUUAUAUCCGCAAAGAGAUGAUCCAACUUUUGAGCUUCUUCCUCCGAUCAGGCCGGACUGGGAUGAUCCUGCUGUGAUUCUGCACUCUUCUGGCUCCACUGCUUUCCCGAAACCUUUAAUGAGCACGCACUACCGAUUUUUCGUUGUAGGUUGUAUACCCUAUCUGGGCGAGCGUGAUCUCUGUGGACAACGAUUUGGUUGCCAUGCUGUACCGUUCUUCCACGGAACGGGAACAAUGCAAACCGGCUGGACGGCUACUGUCGGCCUGACCUUGACAUGCUUCAAGCCGCAGUCUCCUGCUAUCGGACCGAGCCCGGAACUCGUGAUCAAGGGAGCUAUGCUCACAAAGAGCGAUAUCAUAUUUUGUGUCCCAAGCUUCGUCGAGGCGUGGGCCCAGAACGCAGAAUAUGUCCGUUUCCUCUCAAAGAUUCAAGGAGUUAUAUAUGGAGGAGGACCUCUGUCCCAAGAGGUUGGGGAUCAUUUGACAGAACAGGGCGUUUCGCUUUUUAUUCUCUAUGGGUGCACUGAAUGUGGCGUCGUUACCCCGAUUGUGCCUAAGAUCGUCGGUAAGGAUUGGAACUACUUUAAAUUUCCGGAAGGUAUCAGGACGCAUUACAUCUGGGGUACCGACGGAAAUGCCGAAGUCGUUUUUCUGCCGGGAAAGCACCUUAUCCCCGCUGUCUUCAACACAACUGUAGAUGGCGUGGAUGCAUACGCCACGAAUGAUUUACUGUCUCCACAUCCCACCAAGCCGGGGUAUUGGAAGAUUUUCGGUCGUGCUGAUGAUCAAAUCAUGCAUAAUACUGGAGAAAAGACUAAUCCAGGACCCUUGGAGGAUAUAUUAAACCGUGAUCCACAUGUUCGAGCUUCAGUACUGUUUGGAAGAGGCAAGUUCAAUGCCGGAGUCUUAAUAGAUCCUCAGCCUGCGUUCGCGUUUGAUCCUACGGACCAACAGAAGCUUGCCGAUUUUCGUAACAAGAUCUGGCCGACUGUCCAGAAGGCAAACGAAUACGCCCCUCAACAUUCUCGUAUAUUUAAAGAGAUGAUCCUGGUUGCAUCACCGUCCAAACCAUUGUCGUACACUGCCAAAGGUACACCUCGCCGCCACGCCGUAAUCGCCGAGUACCAGUCAGAGAUAGAAGCACUCUACACCGCGGCCGAAGAGAGCGCCCAGGCAGAGCUUUCUCCUCCCACUUCAUGGGAUCCGUCCGCUACUAAACUCUUCGUUCGCGAAGUGGUAACAAAAGUUAUGAAAUGUAUAUUGCAAGAUGAUGACGACUUGUUCGAGAGAGGAUGCGACAGCUUACAAGCAACCUGGAUUCGAAACACCAUUGCACGCGCAAUCCGAUCCACUCUCAAGGCGGACACUCGCACCAUCCCGAAUAGCUUUGUCUAUCAAUACCCAAAGAUCAGCUCACUUACCACCGCUGUUUUGAACUUCGCUCAGUCUGCGUCUUCGCCUUUGAACGACGCUGAUCAUGUUGACGCCAUGUUGAAGAUGGUCGAUAAAUACACCACGUUCUUCGGCUUGCAUGCUCCAUCUAGGCCUCCGCCUGAACGUGACACUGUAGUUGUUACAGGUACUACCGGUUCCUUAGGUGCUACACUGCUCGCCCGUCUGGUCGCUUCACCUGAUGUAGCCCACAUUUAUGCUUUGAACCGCAAGAGUGAAGUGCCGUUGAAAGAACGUCAAAAGCUUAUCCUGCGGGACAGAGGAUUGGAAGAGAAUACUGCAGAUUUGGAGAAGGUAACUCUGUUGGAAACAGAUUUGGGUAAAGACAAACUGGAUCUUUCUCAGGACGUAUUCGAGGAGAUUCGUAACUCUGUCACCCACAUUAUCCACAAUGCAUGGCCGGUUAAUUUCAACCUUAGUUUGUCCUCCUUCGAACCGCAGAUCAAAGGAACGAGACAUCUCGUAGACCUUGCUCUUUCUUCGCCUUUCCUGACACCGCCUCGUCUCAUCUUCAUCAGUUCCGUUGGUGUUUUACACUAUUUAGAUCCCUCUGUCGCCGUGCAAGAAGGCCCUGUUGAGGCAUCUGUUGCGGUGGGGAACGGUUACAGCGAGUCGAAGUGGGUGGUUGAAAAAUUGUUGAGCGUAGCUGCGGAUAAGACACCAUUACGCCCAGUCUCCAUCCGAGUAGGUCAAAUCUCCGGCGGUGCUUCCGGUGCUUGGAAGCAAGAAGAAUGGUUUCCGGCUCUUGUGCGAACUAGUCUGCAUCUUGGGUGUCUACCUCAAUUACAAAGGGACGUGUCAUGGAUAUCGGCUGAUGCGGCCUCGCAGGCCAUUGUCGAGAUGCGAAAUUCUGAUGCACCCCAUCUCCAUCUCUCUCAUCCUCAACCAGUACCUUGGGAAACUAUCGCUGAACCCAUAAGGCAGACCCUAGACCUUUCUUCAGUAUCGUAUGGUGAUUGGCUAAAGUCACUGACGGCGCUAAAUUCGGGGUCAAGUGCAGAUACAGAAGUCGAACUAUUGGAUCGUUUUCCUGCUUUGAAGAUUCUCGAUAUAUUCUUGGAUGCAGCAAAUUCUGAGUCCGUAGAGGCUAUGGGAUUGCCCAGGCUCGACGUAUCUCGAGCGCUUGGCGUCGCACCCUCACUGCAAGGGGUACCUCCGUUAUCUGGUAGGGAUACAUUGGGUUGGAUAGCGUACUGGAAAGGACAUGGGUUUCUGUAGCGGAUAUUGGACAUAUGGGGUCGCCACCGGAAUAUGAAUUGAAGCCGUUUUGGUGCAUCAGGAUAUACUCGAGUAUGUAGGAAUUUCUCGCCGGUGGUCUGACUUUCUAAGGUGCAAAAAUGUCUUCUAUAAAUACGACGCACAUCCUCACCC